AUGAACUAUUCCGUAGCAAUUAUUUGUUUUGCGGCCCUCGUGGGUGCGGUCGUCGGUGGACCGAUCUCGAUGAGCAACAACAACAUUGGAGACAUUGUGAAGGUGGACGUUGACGCCGAGAUUGAUAUAAAGAGUGAGAUCAAUGUGGAGCUGGUGAACGUGAUUGCGGAACUGCUGCUGGAGCUGAGGGAUGUUAACGUGAACGUGUGCCCUGAGGAAACUAGUGAAGAAACUAGUGAGGAAACUAGUGAGGAAACUAGCGAAGAAACUAGUGAAGAAACCAGUGAAGAGACCAGUGAGGAAACAAGCGAAGAAGAAAACGAGGAAACUACUCUACCACCCACAACUACCAACACAACGCCUGAGAUUGGUCCGGGAACGCAGACCACAACGGACGAUUUCUUUCCUUCUGCAGUACCUUUCCAGGACCUCGUACAGGCACUUGUACAAACGAAACCGGAAGGGUAUGAUGCCCCAGGAAUAACCAAAGAGCAGAAGGAGAAACUUUGGCGUAAGCAUGUGGAGCAGCUGGUUCAGAAGCACGUUGUCAAUCAUCAGUAA
This is a messenger RNA of Anopheles maculipalpis, 561 nucleotides long. RefSeq lists its product as uncharacterized. Bases 1 to 561 code for a protein of 186 amino acids. NCBI's taxonomy places the organism in Eukaryota, Metazoa, Arthropoda, Insecta, Diptera, Culicidae. The transcript has 2 exons. The record is from RefSeq and is a predicted model, not a curated record.